This is a messenger RNA of Magnolia sinica, 1551 nucleotides long. Its product is annotated as NAC transcription factor 56-like. The transcript has 3 exons. NCBI's taxonomy places the organism in Eukaryota, Viridiplantae, Streptophyta, Magnoliopsida, Magnoliales, Magnoliaceae. The record is from RefSeq and is a predicted model, not a curated record. The coding region runs from base 151 to 1182 and encodes 343 amino acids. Gene Ontology annotation, molecular function: DNA binding. Gene Ontology annotation, biological process: system development; regulation of DNA-templated transcription.
ACCUUAGUCAGCCAUUUCCAUCAACUUCUGUUCUCCACGCCUCUUCCUCUUCAACCUUCUCUCUUCUCCUGAGAAAAAAAUUCCAAAACAGGAAAAAAGAAAAGUAGAAAAAACUCAAAUUCAUACUUGAAAAUUCAGAUAUCGGAAUCGAUGGAAAGCACCGACUCAUCAUCCGGCUCACAGCAGCCUCACCUGCCCCCGGGUUUCCGUUUCCACCCAACAGACGAAGAGCUGGUGGUUCACUACCUGAAGAAGAAGGUAUCUUCUAUUCCUCUCCCAAUACCGAUUAUAGCCGAAAUCGAACUCUACAAGUUCGAUCCAUGGGAGCUUCCAGGUAAGUCGACUUUCGGAGAGCAUGAGUGGUAUUUCUUCAGCCCCAGAGAUCGAAAAUACCCGAACGGCGCUCGGCCUAAUCGGGCCGCAACAUCGGGCUACUGGAAGGCAACUGGAACUGAUAAGCCUAUAUUAACAGCUGGAGGGACUCAGAAGAUUGGAGUGAAGAAGGCGUUAGUCUUUUAUGGAGGAAGGCCACCGAAAGGAAUUAAAACUGAUUGGAUCAUGCAUGAAUAUCGUCUUACCGAAAACGAUAAUAAAGUAAUGAAGCCUCCUUGUGCUGAAGUAGCUUCCAAGAAGAGCUCUUUGAGGCUUGAUGAUUGGGUGUUAUGUCGUAUAUACAAGAAGAACAACUCCCAGAGGGCAAUUGAAAGGAUCAAAGAUGAUUCCAUGGAUGAGAUGCUUGAAAAGCUGCCGACGGCAACCCAAGCUCUACACAGUCAAAAUGCUCAAGCCCAAAAGACAACCAACUUCCGAUCGUUGAUCGACAACGACGAGCAAUUCUUCGAAGGGAUACUAACCGACGAUGGGAUGAAUAGCAACCACAUUUCUCAUCUGGCUUCUUCAUCAAGAUCAAAGCCCGAACUCUCCAUCCUUCUCGCCGGAGGCCCGCUUACACUAAAGAGGACAGUCACAUCUCCUUACUGGACAGACCCCAUGCCUGCCGCUCCCCCUACGAAGCGCUUUCAAAGUAACGAUAGUAGCACUGGUGGGAAUAGUUCAAUGACUGCCCUGCUCAAUCAACUUCCACAAACUGAUCCUUUCCAGCACCAAACCCUUCUUGGGUCUCUGGGUGAUGGAGUCCUGAUGCAACAGUACCAAAAUUCAGGCAUGAACUGGAACUCCUGAUCUAGUUUCCAAGCUGUAUAGAUAAGAAAAGAGGUGGAAUUUUCAUUUAAAUGUACUGUACAACCUCCUAUCUUUACUAGGAUUGGAGAUGGAGAGAUGGAAAUGGAUGAAGAUACAAUCUCAUGGACCCAUUCCACGUGUCAAGCUCUCAGAGGUGAUGAGCAUCAAACAAACGUAUGCCGUACUUUUAAGUACCAUUGGAUUUUUGUGCCAGAGAUACUGUGGGGUCCAGGCACAUAUGCACCAAUGACAUAGAGUUUUGUAAGUGUAACUAUUUCAAUCAGUUAAGGUGAGGUCUUUUAAAUACUUACAUGUAUAUUAUUUACGUUGGUUUUACAAUAACAGUUCAUAGAUGAUUAUACACAGGAA